CUUGGACCUUGAUAUACGUGAGAGGGCAACACAAUUGCCUAAUAUGACGUUUAGCCAAGUGGUCGAACAAGGCUUGAAGGGGGAGAAGGAAUGGGAGGAAAGGAAGCGAAGAAAUGCCGAGGAGGCAAAGAAAAGAAAAUGGGAGAACCAUGGCCCCCAGGGUUCAAACAAGAAGGGGAAUCACGGGGGAGGAGGAUCCUUCAGGGCACCCGCACCACCAUCAAGGGGGAAUCCCAACAUGAGUGGGCAGAACUCGGGAUCACAAGCCCCGACGAAGCCUAAGUGCAGGAAUUGCAAGAGAAAUCACGAGGGCAAAUGUCGUGAUCCCCCACGGUGCUACCAAUGCGGAGAUACGGGGCACAUAAAGCCCAAUUGCCCUCAACUCGGUGGGAACCGGUCAUCAGGGCCAAGCAGUGCAACCAUGGUGAGUAGAAACCGGGGUGGGGCACCAAAUGCAAGCGCGAACCACGGCGGGGCAAGUACAAGCAACGCACCCUCCGUGAACCAAGGAAGGACUCAAGCGAGAGUGUACGCAAUGACCGAGGCCGAUGCUCGGGCUAAUCCCGACUCCGUCGCAGUUUCAGGUAGAACUUGAAGGGUGCUACCAUCACCGUUGCUUCGGGCGGAUUAUCAAGGAGAGGAGACGUGGUUCGUGCUUCCUCCGUUUCUGUUUUAAAACAUUCAAAUUAAUGCUCAUGGAUACUAUUUUCCGAAUAAUUAUUUAGGGCUUGCACGCCCGUGUUUGCCACGUGUGGCUCGAAUGCUUGUAUUAAUAUUUCCGCUGCUUAAUUAAAUGAUUUACAUUGUGAUUGUUUAUGGAUGUACUAAUGUGAAUGGUAUUCAAGACGCCUUGUAUAGUAUGGAUGAGUUGGACUGCGGUUGACUAUUCGUACUGUACGGCGGGUUGUUGACGUGUCCGGGAAGGUCCGGGGCGUGACAGAUGAGGUAGACGGUGAAGGUCCGUUGGAGCUGGUGGUUCCGGACAGUGAAGAAGAGUUGGACGAACACGGUCAACUUCCAGAGCAGAAGGAGAUGGUUGUGAUGCCGAACAGUGAAGAACAGAAGGAGAUGGCUGAAAUUCCAGAGUCUGAAGCCACAAGAAGACGGAGAGAGGUGCAAAACCAUCCUUUCCGCAAUCCCCGUUUGGAGGCCUUCUAAAAAAUCAUUAUAACUGGCUGGGAGUCUAGAAUGUGGGACAUCGACACAUAACAGGGGAGUUUCUUUCUUAAACAGUCUUCAUGUGUGACUAUGCCUGAUUGAUUUUGCUUUAUUGCAUGAAUGCUCC
Molecule: messenger RNA, 1285 nt
Organism: Cuscuta epithymum
Lineage: Eukaryota; Viridiplantae; Streptophyta; Magnoliopsida; Solanales; Convolvulaceae
Source: the annotation of a GenBank genome assembly